Messenger RNA from Daphnia carinata, 2263 nucleotides. RefSeq lists its product as uncharacterized. The coding region runs from base 110 to 2083 and encodes 657 amino acids. Lineage: Eukaryota; Metazoa; Arthropoda; Branchiopoda; Diplostraca; Daphniidae. Gene Ontology annotation, cellular component: kinetochore. The transcript is spliced from 17 exons. The record is from RefSeq and is a predicted model, not a curated record.
AAUAAACCAAAAUUUCUUUCCCUUCAAUCGUUUGCUCGUUAACUUCCCAAGUGCUGAUUCCAGCAUUCGUUUACGUUGUUUUGACACACAGAUAAAACAGAUCCCGAAGAUGUCUGAUAGUGAAGAUGACGAAGGCCAUGGACCAGUUACCACGAGUAGCAUAAGGCUGAGUGAAGAUGAAAUUAUAAGCAGGCUACUAACCACAUCAACAGUUAGCCUAAAAACCUUAAUACCCAGCAGCUCUAUAAAAUCUGAGAAUGCCCUAAAAGUAGCAGUUUGGAUUCUUACAAGUCAUGCAAAGAAAAGGCCACCUAACCACAUAUUACAGCGGAUUAAGUGGUUGACAGCCAUUGUUCAAUAUGGCAUAAUUGAUUCACUAAAUGGUAUUGAAAAGCUGUUCAACCCCUUCAUACAGUUGAUUUUUAUCACUCAAUAUCAAGCUUCCAUUUGCCACCUGCUCUACAUGAUUGCAACCCCCAGUUUCCAAAAGUUUCAAGUGGAACGUAUCAUGAGAAAUGCGAACAUUACUGGACUAAUGAAACCUCUGGUUGGUCUUUUGGGACGUUUGAAAUCUCUUCGUCCAGAUUUGGUUCCCCAGGCUGUCCCGUAUCAAAGCAAUGCUGUUUCUUUCCCUAAAGCGCCACCUACAAUCCGUAGUGGCCUUUACGAUCUCGCGGAACAUAUGAGGCAACAAAAUGAAUUACCCAAUCAGUUUACUUUCACAAUCGAAAGUGAAGAGCAAAAGGCAAACAAAAAGAUGAGGAUGGAUAUCAUACCGCGAGUACAGCACAUCAACUUAAAAUCCUCAUUCGAAAUCGAUUUGCAGAGAAUGGUGAUUCCAGAACAAUUUAAGACGUUCAACGACUUGGUGGGGAAAAUUACUGUAGUUCAAUUGCCCAAUCAUGUGGGUUCAUUAUUGAGCAAGAGAGAAUACCAUUACAUAUUGUACGCAAACUGGACUCCGCGCUUGGAAGCCCUUCUAUCACAGUGGCUAUACUUAACCCUGUAUCACGAGUUUAUUGAAAGACGUCAGGGUGAUUGCCGAGAUGCAAAAACAUUACUGCUACAAAGAGUCAUAGAAUUCCAGGAAUCAACAGGUCGAAAGCUGAUGGUUGUUUAUGAUUUUCUUUCGGAAUAUCUUCGCAUAUGGGAUGGAAUCCAAUAUCGUGAACACAUUUUUCAACUUUUAUCUGCCCUUCCCGUUCUACCAUACUCGGAUCUCUAUGAAAAUUUCUUGCGGUUAUUUGAAAACAUGUUUCAAUAUAGCCCUACUCCCUUUAAACUACAAAUGAUUAACUCUUGCCGGAAGCUGAUUCAUAAUUUGCUGGUAGCAAAGUUUGGGCCUCCCGAUCGUCUCCAAGUGUUAUGCCACAGCUCAAAUACGACUUCAACUGCAGUAGAAAAAACUGAACUAGUGGAAGGGAUCUACAUCAUUAGCGAAGUCAUUCGCUUUAUUGUUCGCCUCUACAAUACAGCCCUUACGUCCACCACUGACAUCAGAGUCCUUCUAAGUUCUCUUGAUUUCCAUUUGUGGCUCGUUGAUGUGGAAUCGCAGUUUCAUUUGCCAUUCCGAACGUUGUGUCAACCCAUCACCGUUUAUGCUGCUUUAUUUUCACCGGUUCCAGCUGCCGUAUCCCUUUUGUGUAUACUGUUUUGCAAGUUCAAAGAAAAUGGAUUAACUCAUCUGAUGACCAUCUCCACCAUUCCGGAAUUAAAAGAUUUCCAUAAAGCGUCGUUGGAUGACGCUUCCAUGUUGAGUCGUUACAUUAUCGAUAUCUCAAACUGUUUAAUUUACCAAAAAGCCUUGGUGUCCGAUUCGGCUUCUUUGUUAUCUCGACUACCUCGAAGGAAUAUUCGAAAAUUGCUGGAAUUGGGUGAUUAUAAAGGAGCCUUUGAUAUAAAGAGACACCCGGCUUUUAUGGGAAUUGCUCGUCAAUGGAUCAAAUCCAAUCCCAACUAUUCCGCUGAAGGAGCUCUCGAUGUUUUUAAAGAAAUCGAAGCCGAUGGGGAAGGCUUUUUCCGAUUUUUAUUUAGUCAUUUUCCUGCCAUUCGGAAUUAUAUGCAAGAGUUUCAUAGCGAUUAAGUGAAGAGAAGCACGUCUCGUAUGAUUGGUCAAGUUCAGGACAUGCCUGAACGAACGCUAUCGGGACAAACCGUUGGUUAGCCUGCUAACGGUAAAUUACAGCGAAGUGUAGUUACAUAAACCACGUGUUAGAUAAUCGGAAACCAACAAUCACCAAUGGCAAAAUUAAUUUUAAUUUUA